Bombus terrestris (buff-tailed bumblebee) is the source of this 1533-nucleotide messenger RNA. RefSeq names its product BLOC-1-related complex subunit 6 (gene BORCS6). The record is from RefSeq and is a predicted model, not a curated record. Gene Ontology annotation, biological process: lysosome localization. The coding region runs from base 139 to 966 and encodes 275 amino acids. Gene Ontology annotation, cellular component: BORC complex. The transcript has 4 exons. Lineage: Eukaryota; Metazoa; Arthropoda; Insecta; Hymenoptera; Apidae.
UAUCGUUUUAGUAGAAACGUCCUUUAAGGAUCGAUAAUUGUGACAGUAUUAUUCCAUUAUAUCAGUUGUGACGUACGUCAAAUAAAAGGGACGUUUGUUUUAUUAUAAAGGACUGGAAAAAUAAAUUGUUUCUUAAAUAUGGAAUCAGAGGAAGGGGAAACAUAUCCGAAACAAGGAACGACAAUACGUAGUGAAAAGAAUGCAGUUAUCGACUACGAUGAAGACAGACUACAUGAGAUGACAGCAUCAUAUUCGGAAAUAUCAUUCGAUUCACAAUCAUCUCCACCCGUUUCGGAGUUAAGAUCGCUGAUCGAUUCACCAGAUAUUGAUGGAACAAAAUUUUUAGAUGGUAGCCUAGAGAAAAUGAACGGAAUUGGUAGACCAGACCAGCUAAAUUUAAGGAAUAGAGAAUCUAGUCCAAUAGAGGACGACGAUAUAGAUCCCCCAAGUUAUCACAAAGCCAUGGGAUAUUUGCAACUUGAGGGGACAGUAAUGCAAGAUGGUGAUAUGGUACUGUUUGUUGCGGAAGAUUUAGAAAACAAAAUUAAACUGUCAAGUCCUGUAACAAAAAAGGGAGAAACUCCAUCCUUUCCGGGUUCUCGCAGUUCUACUCCCUGUUUGUAUAGGCAAGCCUUAACACCUCAGGUGCCUCUCCUUGAUCAUAAUGUGUUAAAUGAAUUAGAGAUGGAAGCGAGAAAAGUGGCCACCUCUGUUGAUGCACUAACAGAAAAUUUGGCAGCCAUUUUGCAUAGUGCAUCUGCACUCACCGUAGGCUGCUUAGAAACAUAUAGGGAUGCUGUUUGUAAAACGUGCGAUGCAGUGGAUCAUAAUAUUAAAUCGAUGUAUCAGUUAAUGGCAAAAUGCGAAGAAUUAUCGAAAUCAAUGGGACCUGUAUAUAAGCUAGCAGAACAAAUUAAAGAGAUGAAAAGGAUGUUGGAGCUAUUUGAGAGUGCAAUGAAUCUGUAAUUUAUAAAUGGAAAAGAUUUUAAGCUUUUACUCUAAUAUGUUUAUGCGAUUAGAGCUCUUGUCUGUUAUAGAUCAUUUUGGAAGUUGUCUCAAUUUCGAAAUUGUUUAGUUUGAAAAAACAUAUAUUUGCUGAAAUUCAACAUUUGUUUCCUUUACACAAAUAUUAUUACGUUGAAUAUAUCGUCACAAAUGGAACGCAGGGGUAUUUAUUUGAUACAAAUAAAAGGCUAGACAAAUAUGUUUAUUUAAUUAUGAUUUCAAGUGCCAGAGGCGUCUUUGAUAACCUCCAUUAUCUACAAUUGAUACUUGAGUAACUAUGAGAAUCAACAACAUGGUCCUGACUGCCUGCCAAAUUUCUUGUGAUUUUCAAAUUAUCUUGCAUCUCAUUUUAACCUUGAUCAAAUGCCGAGGAUUCCGAAUGACACGAUUUCAUCGACAUUGUAUAAAUCAUAAAAAGACUUAAAAUCAUAUCGUAUGAUAUCCUUUCUUUGAAUAAGUGAUUUUAGAGAAAAUUACUUCUGGGAAGUGAAUGAUGCGAAUGUUUCCUAACAAUCUUUUCACUCGAUA